Molecule: messenger RNA, 2319 nt
Organism: Sordaria macrospora k-hell
Lineage: Eukaryota; Fungi; Ascomycota; Sordariomycetes; Sordariales; Sordariaceae
Biological process (GO): lipid metabolic process
Molecular function (GO): acetoacetate-CoA ligase activity
Source: RefSeq, a predicted model, not a curated record
AUGGAAGUUAACACAAAAGUCACAGAGGUCACAGAGGUCACGGAAGACACGGGAGUCACGCGAGUCACGGGAGUCACGCGAGUCACGGAAGUCACGGAAGUCACAGAGGUUGUUACAACAGAACAACUCCUCAGCACAGAAACCAACACAAACAACACAGAAAUCGAAGAUUCACUAGAAGACGAAAUCGACGAAAUAAUCAUGCGUCCAGACGUGAUCCCGAGAAAGCUCUGGGAGCACCCGGACCCGGAGAGCACGCCUAUGUGGCAGUUCUUGCAGAAUGUUAACAAGAGACAUGGGCUUAACUUGAAGACCUUCCCAGAACUCCACGAAUACUCCCUCCAAAACCGCUCCCAGUUCUGGGCAGACGUGUGGGAAGAAGCCAACUACAUCCACGAAGGCACCUACAGCCGUGUAGUUGACGAAUCCGCCCCCAUCGACGCCGUCCCCAUCUGGUUCGAGGGCGUCAAACUCAGCUACGCCGAGAACGUGCUCUACUCCCGACCCAAGGGCAGCAGCAACUCUUCGCGCUCCACCGUAGGAAAAGAGGAUGACAAGGUAGCCGUGACCGAGGUGCGCGAAGGCGCCAGCGAAACACGCAAUGCCACCUACGGCGAGCUCCGCGAGCGAGCAGGCCGACUAGCCGCCGCGAUGAAGGCGCGCGGCGUCAAGAAGGGCGACGUCGUGGUGAUCGUAGGUGCCAACAGCAUCGACACCCUUUUGGUCUGGCUGGCCACCUCCUGGCUGGGCGCCAUCUUCAGCAGCAGCUCGACCGACAUGGGCACCAAGGGCAUCCUGCAGCGGACGGUGCAAGUCAACCCCAAGCUGAUGUUCAUGGACGACGCGGCUCUUUACAACGGCAAGAUCGUCGAUCUCCGUUCCAAGAUGGCCGAGGUGGUCGAGGGACUGAAAGACUGCACCAACUUUGACAACAUCGUCUCCAUCCGCCGCUUCGCUGAAGCCCGCGACAUCUCGGCCGUUCCGAAGGCCAUCACCAUGGACGAAUUCCUCUCCUCCGGCUCUGGGACUCCAUUCCCGGACUUCGUCCGCAUCCCCUUCCACGAACCCUACCUAAUCUGCUACUCCUCCGGCACGACGGGUACUCCAAAAGCCAUCGUCCACUCCCUGGGCGGCGUAAUGAUCUCCUACUUCAAAGAAGGCAGCUUACACGAAGGGCUCACCGGCUCCGACGUCACCUUGCAAUACACCACCACGGGCUGGAUCAUGUACCUCGCCAACGUAGCCAUCCUACUCUACGGCGGCAAAACCAUCAUCUACGACGGCUCCCCUUUCAAGCCCGACUCCUCCAUUCUCGUGCACCUCGCGGCCCAACACCGCGUCACCAAGCUCGGCAUCUCCCCGCGCUGGAUGUUCGAGUUCGCCAAGAACGGCCAGUCCCCGCGCGAAAUGGCCGACCUGUCAAGCCUGCGCAUCGUCACUUGCACGGGCAUGGUCCUUUCCGACCAGUUAUUCGAGUGGUUCUACGACGCCGGCUUUCCGCCCUCUGUGCAACUCGGCAACAUUUCCGGCGGGACAGACAUAGCCGGCUGUUUCGGCAUCUGCAAUCCGCUUACACCCGUCUACGUCGGCGGAACCCAGGGUCCUUCCCUCGGCGUCGCAGUAGAAAUCUACGAUUCUCUCGUAGGCGACGGCGAACCAGGCCGUCCCGUACCAGAAGGCCACGCAGGCGAAUUAGUAGCCACCACGGCCUUCCCCAACGUCCCUUGCUUCUUCUGGUCCGACCCCAUCCCUUCUGGCCAAACCAGCCCCGCCAGCCCAGGGACAAGAUACCACGCCGCUUACUUCGCGCGCUUCCCGCACGUGUGGGCGCACGGCGACUUUUGCGUGAUUCACCCGACCACGCGCGCGUUGCACUUGUUGGGGCGCGCAGACGGCGUGUUGAAUCCCAGCGGUGUGCGGUUCGGGUCAGCGGAGAUUUACAAUGUCAUUGAGCGAAGGUUUGCGGACAGAGUGCAGGAUAGUCUGUGCGUGGGGCAGCGAAGACCGAAGGAUCACGAUGAGAGCGUCAUGUUGUUUUUGCUGAUGAAGCCUGGAAAUAACUUGGAUGCAAGGUUGGUGAGGGAGGUCAAGCAGGCGAUUGCGGCGGAUUUGAGCAAGAGACAUGUGCCCAAGUGGGUUUUUGAGACGCCUGAGAUUCCGACAACGAUCAACCUCAAGAAGGUUGAAUUACCUGUUAAGCACAUUGUGUGCGGCCGCAAGGUCAAGGCGAGCGGGACGCUGGCUAAUCCACAGAGUCUGGACUUUUACUACCAGUUUGCGAAGGUGGAAGAGCUGGUCAAUCCUCAUCCCAACCUUUAA